AUGUCCACCCAAGCAAGCCUCCGCUUCUUCACACCUCUUCUCCACACCUACCUCUUCCCCCUCAUAUCCUGGCUCGCGACCGGCGUCAUGAACAUCAUCCCGCAAGCGCGAGACGUCAGCCUCGCGACAGUCCCACUCCUGAUCUUCGUCGCUAUCCUCAUCGUCUUCAUCCAGCAACCCAACCGCGUGCAGACCUGGAAGGACUUAGACCACUCCCAAAUCUUUCGCUACUCAGUCCUCUUCACACUCUGCCGCAUGGCCGAAGAGACGGCUGUUGUCUUCACGCGCGACGUACUCCAGCCUCCACGUGGGCUGUUCCUGACGUUCAUACUUGCGUUCCAGGGGGUGUUCGCGGAGCGGAUAUGGGAUCAUUGGAUGGAGACCCCCGAAACAGAAACCUCCGGCCUCUCUGCCCUGUGGUCCUAUUCCAACAUCCUCCUCCCCUGGAGCCUCCUCCUCCCCCAACUCCCAACACUGCUUCUAUGCAGCCUCUUCCUCUCAAACAACUACAUCCACGCGCCGCCGUCGUUGUGGUCCCUCAUGUGGCGCCUCCCACUACUAAACAUCCUCCUCUUCCCCCCCUUCUACAUCACCUUCCUCCUCCUCUGCCAAAAGUGGGAAGUCGCGCGACACGACGCCUCCUCCACACCCACCCCGGCCCUCCUCCUCCUCCGCACCAAGCUCAAGCUCCUCCCCCACAUCCUCCCCGCACGCCUCCUAAACCCCCUCCUCCCCUGGCCCGUCGACGCCCCUGGCCCUCCUACCCCCGACACACCGGCUCCUCCCCAGCAGCUCGCCAGCCGCAAUGCUACGCCCCGCGACGACCCCGUCACCGCGCAACGCCAACGUAGUCGACCCAGCACGACCGCGCCGGGCCGCCCGCCAACGCCCUUCGAAAACACGCCCUUCCUCAACCGGCCCUCGUUCAGCUCGCGGUUCGCGGCGCCGAUAACGGCGUCGGCGGAGGACGAGGUGGCGAGGCGGAGGAAGCUGCGGGAGGAAUAGCAGGGAGGAGGGCAGGCCACGGGGAUCGGAGGUGCGCUGAGGGAGAGAGGG
Mytilinidion resinicola is the source of this 1056-nucleotide messenger RNA. RefSeq lists its product as uncharacterized. The coding region runs from base 1 to 1005 and encodes 334 amino acids. The transcript has 3 exons. The record is from RefSeq and is a predicted model, not a curated record. NCBI's taxonomy places the organism in Eukaryota, Fungi, Ascomycota, Dothideomycetes, Mytilinidiales, Mytilinidiaceae.